Molecule: messenger RNA, 1537 nt
Organism: Mytilus trossulus (common blue mussel)
Lineage: Eukaryota; Metazoa; Mollusca; Bivalvia; Mytilida; Mytilidae
Exons: 3
Coding region: 374-895 (173 amino acids)
Biological process (GO): regulation of transcription by RNA polymerase II
Cellular component (GO): nucleus
Molecular function (GO): RNA polymerase II cis-regulatory region sequence-specific DNA binding; DNA-binding transcription factor activity, RNA polymerase II-specific
Source: RefSeq, a predicted model, not a curated record
AUAUCUAAAAUUAACUACUCCGGGAAAACAUUCACAUGUGCAUAAUUUAUUCGUCGUUAUUAAAAUGAUGCGCCAUUCAGUCAUCAGAAACAAAGAAAAGUCAAUAUGAAGUUCGUCAAAUUAGAUGUCCACUAUUAUGUAAACUUCCUCAUAUAUCUAUAGUAUUGUUUUCAUGUUAAGAUUCAAAAUGACGUAUUAUUAAUAUUAUGACACAUAUAAAUAUUUUUAGAAGCAUAAUACUUUGUAUCCGAGACGAUAUUGCUGUCUGAUUUGUUCUUUGCGUCAUCAUUCGAGAUUUCGCGGGAAUUGGCAGUUGUAUACUACGAUCAGCUGAUCAGAUGAGAAAAAGUUAACUGAAUACAAACAAAGCUUCAUGAUGUUCGAAUACGAAGACGACGUUUUUACGAAUUCUCCCAAAUUAAAUUUUGAUGACAAUAAUAACAACACAAAUGGAAGUUUUAAAUUUAACGAAGAGGAUUCCAUGCUAGCAUUAGCUACAGAAGAAUGCAUGAAAACUGGAACUUUUUUGCCACUGUUGAAAGAAGAACUUAAAUGUAAAAUUCUGGCCAAAUGUCACGAAGAGGGGAAACAGCUAAAUAUUAAAGCGGAACAAAGGGUAGCAGCUCCAAAGAAAAAGCUUCAACCAGACGAAGAAAAGAAAUUAGAAAAACGGAGAGAACAAAACAGAAGAGCUGCGAAAAAGUUCCGGGAAAGAAAACGAAGUGAUACUGACAGACUUGAACAGGCGACAACAGAAUUAGAAGUGCUUAAUCACGAAUUACGAGAUGAAAUAAGAAGACUGUCUACAGAGUAUCAUGAAUUGCAUGUAUUAUUGACAUCCCACUCAUGCGUGGUAGAUAAUACACCUUCAGUGUACGGCGAAUUGGGAACCUGAGACGCCAUCAACCUUGCGAUAAUGAUCGUACAGUCACUACGACAUGACUGUUUACAAGAAAGAGACAAUAGUCUUAAGAUGAUCUGAUGAACUUGCCAAUAAACUUCACAAUGACUCGAUGAUCUAAACAAUUUAACAACAAUAGAGUUUGUUAUGAAUUACAAAAUACCUGCCAAUUUGAAACUUUUGACAAGAUAUUGACAUGAUAGAUUUAUUUUAUUCUCCACAGAUUAAAAUCAAUAACGUUUAUCACGUGACAAGAUAUUGAGAUGAUAGAUUUAAUUUAUUCUCCACAGAUUAAAAUCGAUAACGUUUAUCACGUUAAAAGAUAUAGAUGACAGAUUUAUUUUAUUCUCCACAGAUGAAAAUCAAUAACGUCUAUCACGUGAUAAGAUAUUGAAAUAACGUUUAUCACGUGACAAGAUAUUGAGAUGAUAGAUUUAUUUUAUUAUGAUUAUCCAGAUUAGAAUCAAUAAUGUUUAUCACGUGGAGGGAGUAAUCUAUACACAGUAAUUAUAUUUAUUGUUAUACAUAUAUAUGUGUGUACAUGAUAUGUGUUGUUUUAUCUAUUACUCAAUUGAUCUCAGUUGUAAAUUAAUGAAAUUUUAUUUUCAUAUUAAAGUUUUAGUGUUAGAAUUUCAA